Syngnathus typhle (broad-nosed pipefish) is the source of this 2793-nucleotide messenger RNA. Its product is annotated as receptor-type tyrosine-protein phosphatase H-like. The coding region runs from base 166 to 2685 and encodes 839 amino acids. The transcript has 17 exons. The record is from RefSeq and is a predicted model, not a curated record. Gene Ontology annotation, biological process: protein dephosphorylation; angiogenesis. Lineage: Eukaryota; Metazoa; Chordata; Actinopteri; Syngnathiformes; Syngnathidae. Gene Ontology annotation, molecular function: cadherin binding; protein tyrosine phosphatase activity.
GAGAGAAGUGAAGCCUUACAUACAUAACAGGGAAGCAGAGGUUUCCAGAUGAGGGCUCGAUAAGAAUGAAGUCAACACUGCUGCCAUGUAGUCAAUCCUGGCACUUUAACUGCCAGCCUUAAUUGCUGCAUCGGUUUUUCAUUUGAAAUUUUGGACUUGGAGGAAAUGGCGGCGUUUAUUAAGCAUUCAAGCUGUGACUACUUGUUGCUGUUCGUUGCCUUGAAUCUGCUUUGGGGCGCCUCAAACUCAAUUGAAACAUCAACACGACACACAACAGCGAGCAGUGCCAACGUUCCGACGCUUUUUACACCCACCUUGCCAACUCCUGAAAAUGUUGCCGACGUGACGGCGCAGGACCAAAACGAAACCAGUAUAACACUCAAGUGGGAUAAGGUGAACAAUAUCGCCACUUACUUCCUGUUAUAUGAUCUCCAUGGCAACGCGAAGGAGGAGAGAGUGGACCCUUCCCCGUAUCAGACGUAUGUCACACAUGUGGUCGCUUUCCUCUCUGCUGGAAGGAAAUAUCAUUUCCGGAUCAUCACCGAGUACCUGGGAGUAAACAGCACAGGAUUUGUAUUUUCUGCUCCCACAGCACCCCGGAAUGCAAAAGGCUUUAAAUCCAUCCAAAGAAAUACCAGCAGUAUAACUCUGCAAUGGGACAAAAUGGACAAUGUCAACUACACUAUUUCGUUUAACGACAUUGAGGAAGACGUCGGCGCAACCGAAGCAGAGCGAGUCACGCGUACAAUCGCGAGACUCACAAGCGGCACCGAAUACGCGUUUACGCUCUUCGUGGUGUUUGAAAACGUCCGCAGCAGCGGGAACAAGCUCACCGCCGUCACAGUGCCCUCAAUGGUGACAACAGUCCACGUGACCGAGCGUUCCGACACCGGCGUGACUCUGAUGUGGGAGACGACGGAGCUGAACUGGAGCUACUUGCUUUGCAUUGAUGGAAAAAACGUCACCGUGGCUCCAAACGGAUCGCCAAAUGUGUCCUGCUCGUUUACAUUGCCACCUGGUUCCGAGUAUCGAUUCACUCUGGUUACCUUGUUCUCCGGGCUGGCCAGCACCGCUUACAAGGGAUUCGUUGUGACAGCUAUUGACUGCACCAAUGUGAGCUGGCAUGUCACGACCUCGUCGAUCCGAGGGACGGUCGUGGGUUCGUUCACAAACGCAACAGCCUCCAAUGGGUCUUCCUCUCAUGCGAGUCCGGAAGGUCAUCACGUGUCCUUUCGUGACCUUUAUCCGGGCGCCACCUACGAGGUGUCGCUGGAAUACCGAAAGAAUUCCGCUCACUUUUUGCAAUGUCAGCUCAAACUGACAACCGUUCCACCUGAUUUAACCGCUCAGUGUGAGUACCGGAAAUCAGGCUACUCUGUUUUUAUCGUUUGGGAUAAGCCGGACGGUUUGUGGACAGCCGUGGAGGUGAACGUGAGCGGACAAACGCACAGAGUCCAAGGUAUGAAAGAACGACAUAUCGAAAUAGGCGGAUUCCAACCGGCGAGAACGUACGCGGUGUCUCUGGCCUCACUGUCGGGGAGCGCCAGGAAGUCCAAAGCGUAUGUUUUUCAGUGUCCCACUGACCCUCGCGGAGUUAUUGCAGGGUCGGUCAUUUCUGUCUUGCUUUUUGGGGCCCUGGUGGGUUUGGCCAUUUUUGUUUUGACAAAAAGACGAACGAGCACCAGGAAGAAAAGGUCAUCAUCAGUUGGAAGCGGCACAGUUUCUACUAAAAAAUCCAAUUCCAGAGAUGUUCCUCUUGCAGAGUUCCCCGACCACUUCUACAAAUUGAGCAUGGACAAAAACAGAGGCUUCAGCGAAGAAUAUGAGGGCCUCGCUGCUAUCGGCCUCGAGCACACUCAGAAUGCUGCUCUGGUGCCGGAAAACAUGGAAAAGAAUCGCUUCACCAACGUCCUGCCGUAUGACUGGAGCCGAGUGAAACUCCAAACUACAAACGGCAACUCGGACUACAUCAAUGCCUCCUACAUGCCAGGUUACAACAGCAGCCGAGAAUACAUCGCCACUCAGGGUCCUCUGCCCUCCACGGUCGGCGACUUCUGGAGGAUGAUUUGGGAGCUGAGGGUCAACGCCAUCGUCAUGGUAACCAACUGCACCGAAGGAAGAUGGACUAAAUGUGAACAUUACUGGCCUGCACAUAACGAGACUUGCCUUCAUCAAGGGCUGAUGAUCACCACGGCAUCCGAAAAGCAAGAAACCAACUGGACGUUGAGGGAAUUCCGAGUGAAACAUAAAAGCAGAACAGAAGAGAGGACAGUGAAGCAUUUCCACUUCACUGCCUGGCCCGAUCACGGAGUCCCUCAGUGUACGGAUGUCCUGAUCCAGUUCAGGAGGCUCAUUAGGCGCCACAUGGAAACAAAUAGGAGCAGAACCCCGACUGUGGUUCACUGCAGUGCGGGAGUGGGCAGGACAGGCACCAUUAUUGCCUUAGAUGUUCUGCUUCAGCAGCUGCACAGAGAUAAGGAAGUUGGCAUCAACACCUUCGUACACAACAUGAGACUGCGGCGGCCGCACAUGGUGCAGACUGAGUCCCAGUAUGUUUUCCUGCACCGGUGCAUCAUGGACUGUCUGGAGUCUCGAGGAGGUGCUGAUGAAAGCAUAUACCAGAAUGCGGAUCUAAUUUAUGCAAACGCCACAGCACUACGGGAGUUUAGCAAAACAGCAGUUUGAAUCUGAACGGCACUCCAGAGGUAAUCUAUGUUGUAGGUUUUGCUGCUCCAAAAUGACUCACAACUUGUGCUUUGUUUAUAACGAAUAUAAAAGACUUUAACUGUAUAA